UAUAUCUUUCCUGCCUCUUUUCGUCUGACUUCUGAUUUCUAUCUGACUGGGAACGAUCGAAUAUAGAAGGUGCUACUGGUAGCUAGUUGUAAAACUAGAACAUCCGUUGCAUCCUCACUGCUAAGGGGUCGGAUGCCUUGGACAUCAAUGGUGUGUCCUAAGUCUGAAGAGACAGUAAUGCCAUCCAGACUUGUUCAAAAAACUUUGAAUAUUUAUACAAACUGUCCAUUACAUUAUUGUAAAUGAGAUGUUUUACGCGCUGCUGUCAUGGCAACGUCACCAACGAACUUUGAGCAACUCCGUUGUACACUACAGUAACAACUCAGUCUCCAAUAAAAGAUUGUAUUAAUCUUACACUUGUGUCCUUACUGAUCGCUUUCCGCGUUAUACAUUCUCUUGGGGAUACUGGUCCUAACACGGUGAAGUACUUCACCACCACAACAGUUACAUUAAGGCUAGACACAAACAUAUUAAAAGCGAUAUGACUGAGCUGGCUGACAAAAAAUCUGAUGAAACACAAUUAAGUGAGAGAUUCGGUAUUUUUCAGCCAUUGGAUUAUUCAUUUCUGAAUAUAAAAAACUUAUCAGGUAUUGCAAGUAUCAGUAACACUUACACAUUUUAACAGAUUUGCCUGUGUGUUGUCCGAGAAUGAUACCUAGCAUCAAUUCAGUCAUUAAAAAGGAUAUAGAUGGAAAAUGGAUCAGUCAGACCCUGAAGUUAAAUAACAACCAAAUAGAGGACAUCUCUACACUACCUAUUGUGGUUUAUGAGCUUUUAGGGGACACAUCCAACUUAACAUGGUUAGAUUUAUCUUGUAACAACAUACCCAGUAUCCCGAAUGUAAAUUGUAGUUUGUUUUUACUUUCAAUUUUAGCUCAGUCUUUUAGUAGUCUUAAACGCUUAAAAAUCAUCUAUAUGCAUGGAAACAAAAUAGCAACAUUCCAGGAGGUGAUAAAGCUCAGACAGUUACCGAAGCUCACAAAACUUACGUUACAUGGAAACCCUAUAGAAAAGGAGAAGGUAAUACUUUAUGUUAGUUCACAGAGACAGCCAGUUAUUACUGUUGUUCCGUUUUUUUAGAAAACCACACAUCCUAGCUCUCAUGGAGACAUCAUUAAGCUAAUUAGGUGAUUUCUUGACGAGUAUCACGACACAUUUUCUAGGCUUAGAAACACCUAGGCGCUUAAAACAAGCUUUAAUUUCGUAGUACAAAUUUUUGUUGUGAAUGCUUUACAUAGGUGUGAAAUGAGAAAAUACUGUAAUUUGCAUGGGGCUCUGCUUUCCUUACUCUUAACAACUAGGUUAAGACUUGUCUUUAAGAAAUUCACAACAAACCUGAUACAAAGUGGAGAUAACUCUUUUCGGCAUCACAUAUACUCUUACAACUUUCAUGGUCAAAGGAACCGAUCAAUAACAACACCCAUACAGAAGUCACAUGCAUGAUCCAUACACUAAAAGUUGACAUUUCAGUUUGAAGAUUACAUAACAAUAGAUAUGGACAAAGACUUCUUAAAAGUAUAUGAGGAAGGAUAAACUAUAUUUCGUUCCCAUAGGUGUGAUAUGAUGUAUGACUUGGAAAUUAUUAUUAAUAAACUGGUAGCGUUCUUUAUGAUCAGAGCAUCAUGUUCACAGUAAUCAAUUACGAUGAAAAAACUUUCACUGAAAACCGAAAAACCUCAGUGUUGUCAACAUCUUACAUAGGUUACUUUCACACGGUUCUCUCAAUAUUACCAAACCUAGUAACUCUGGAUUUUACUGGGGUCUCGCGGGCGGACAAACAGACUGCGGCACUGAUUAGACGUCCUGUUCAAAACAAACAUUGAAAGGCGAAACCUCGUCACAUCGUUAGUUCAUGAAGUAGUCAUUGGGAGUGCACCAAACAAAAGAUUCAAAUUGCUAAGGACAGUGAAAUCAGUUAUAUUUUGCUAACUGCUUUUUUGUCAAUAGACACUCACCUCUUUCAGCUUAUAUUUUCCAAGUUGUUUUUAUGAAGAUACAUUUAAAAUUAGAGUUAUUCUAGUAAUGCAGAACACGUUAUUCGCAUUCUGAUGAUAAUUUGAGAAUAUGAAAAAGAAAUCAAGAGAAAUAAACAUCGACAGUUUAAUUUUGUGUUUUACACGCAAAAAAUAUUCACUUAUACAAGAUGUUGAUUAAAAUCAAAAAUGGUGAUAAACCGUGCUGUUUGUUAAUUUGCAAAUGACUCAUGCUAUGACUGGUCAUGGUUGAUUUUUAUGCUGGGAUCGCUUACUCCUAUACUUCGAACAACGAGAAACCACUGCAAUUCCCUCGACGCGAAGUAAAAACACCAAGACUGGUACUAGUGAGGAUUUAUUAACUCUAAAACACGACGAAAAUGCACUCAUUUAUAAGUUAAUUAUACACCGAUUUUGAUCAUUAAUUAGAAUGGAAUCAGAUAUAUGAAAAAUACAUAGAGUUUUACUAAAUCACAUGCUGCAUGUCAUGCUGGGCAUAGUUCACGUCCAUUUAAUACAAGAAUAACGUAUUUUGAAUAAACACCACACUCAAAUAAACUAAUGUUACACCGAAUAAAAUAUCACACUGAAAAACAAAACAAAUACUACACUAAGUAAACAUCACAUUGAAUUAAAAUGGAAGUAAUGUUGAACAGAAAUCACAAUGAGUAACGGAAUAUAUCUUUGCUUUUUAAUCCCAUCAUGUCAGUUCUUUCAUGUUGUUUCAAACGGUCAAGUUGACUUGAGAUAAUAAAAUGACGAAAUCAUCCAAAAACCACUUGUCAAGAUCGAUUUUUAAACGAUUUUUCCACCUCAGUUGCUACUCAGUUUAAGAAACGUAUCAAAAUACAUGCUCACAACUGUUCGCACUUCAAUAUUCACACUUAGGUCAAAU
This is a messenger RNA of Schistosoma rodhaini, 2868 nucleotides long. Lineage: Eukaryota; Metazoa; Platyhelminthes; Trematoda; Strigeidida; Schistosomatidae. The record is from the annotation of a GenBank genome assembly.